Episyrphus balteatus (marmalade hoverfly) is the source of this 1102-nucleotide messenger RNA. Its product is annotated as zinc finger protein 706-like. The record is from RefSeq and is a predicted model, not a curated record. The transcript is spliced from 3 exons. NCBI's taxonomy places the organism in Eukaryota, Metazoa, Arthropoda, Insecta, Diptera, Syrphidae. Bases 272 to 508 code for a protein of 78 amino acids.
GAAGAAGAAAAAAAAAAUUGAUUGCGAGUGCGAAUUCAUCUUCUUCAACGAGUAGAAAGUAAAAAAAAUUUUCUCUCGUAGUAAAUUUCCCCCCAACAAAUAUUUUAAACAAAAAAAUCUAAAAAAAAAAAAACCUGUCUGCAGUGGUUUUGGGGAAAAUCAUUCCAAUAGUUUUUAAAUAAUUUCGGAUAUAAAAAAUCUUUCUUUUUACAAAAUCAUUAGCAAUUUUUCAAUCGUUGAUUAGAUUUUAAAUAAAAAAAAAAGAAAAAAAAUGGCCCGAGGACAUCAAAAAAUCCAAUCGCAAGCUAAAGCAGCUGAAAAACAGGCCAAAAUGAAGAAGCAACAAGGACACAGUGCAACCGACCAGAAAAAGGCUGCACAAAAAGCACUCGUCCACGUUUGUGCUGUUUGUAAGUCACAAAUGCCUGAUCCAAAAACGUACAAGCAACAUUUUGAAAAUAAACAUCCCAAAAAUGAAAUGCCUGCCGAUCUGAAGGAUGUUGUCUAGAAAUGGCUAAAGCUACAAAAAUAAAACACAACAAGCAAAAAUAUCCUUCUGUCUUAAACAAAACAAAAAAAAAAAAAAAACUAUUUAAUUUCUUAUCUUUUUUUAUUAUUUUGUAUUAAUUAAUAAUUUUUUUGUUUUAUAAAAAGAGAAAAAAAAAUGCAACAAAUAUCCUGAUUUAUAUAUACAAAUGAAAACAAUAAGAAGGAAAAAAAAUAAUAAGAAAUCGUAAAGAAUCGUAUAUAUCUAGUAAAUUUAAGUAUAAACCCAUGGAAGAUGAAAAAAAAAAAAAAAACAGCUACGAAGGAGGAUGAUAUUAUAUUUUAAUUGGUGUUUCUCUUCUUCGAACAAAAUAUAUAAAUAUUAACGAAAUGAUGGCGUGUAUGACGGAUGUGUGUGUACAUUGAAGACUCAACAGCAGCAUUUCUGACUAUUAAUAUAUAAAAAAAAAAUAAAGAAAAACAAAAAAAAAACAAACAAACAAACGACUGCUUUUGCUUUUUGCAAAAGUGAUGAGAAAAAAAAAAUAAAAAAAAUUGUAAUGUAACUCACUUGUGAAUUUUUAAUUUGUAUUUAAAUAAAAAUCUUAAAACAAAA